GGUGACGCUGGGUGGAGGAAGGCGUUGCUCGUCGUUGCUCUCGCUGACUAGAGGAACGGAAAAUGGCGGACCUCGAAGACGUUACGCUGGACGGUAGACCGCUCCAGUCCCUUCGAGUUGCGGAUUUAAAAGCUGCUCUUGAGGAGAGGGGACUCUCUAAAAGCGGGCAGAAGAAUGCACUCAUUAAAAGACUCAAAGGGGCCCUCAUGCUGGAGAAUCUGCAGAGGACCUCAACCAAUCACAUCGGACUGCAGCCAAACUCACAGAUUGGAGAAGAAAUGAGCCAGAACAGCUUCAUCAAGCAGUAUCUGGCUAAACAACAGGAGCUCCUGAGGCAGCGGCUCGAGAGAGAGGCCCGUGAAGCAUAUGACACUAAUGAUCAAGAGGACCACACAGAAGUUAAUAACAGUACACCAUGCCCUCCUCCAGCCCAGGAAGCCCCGCCACCAUUGGCUGAGCAGCACAAGCCACCCGGCCCCUCCGGUGGAGAGGGAUUGUUUGGGGCAGCGAACGAGGCAGAGGGUAACAGAAACCAGGAAGCCCACAUGUCCGGUCCUCCUGCGUCUGGCUCUGUGGCCAUGCGCGUUCCUGUCGCAGAGCACCGACCAGAAAGGGGGUCCGCCUCCAACCAAGUCGCAGCUGACAGCAACGAUGACGACAGUGAUGACGGAGACGAGGAUGGCGACAACGACGAUUGGGAAGGAGGCGCUCGCAGGAGAAGCAACAGAGAGCCGGCCAGAGCUCCUGCGUCCAGAGAGAGGUCCGGAGCCCCCUGUCAACCCCCUCCGCAACACAUGCCUUCCCUUCUAUCCCCUCAACUCCGCCAGCCAACACCUCCUCCCUCCCCACCUCCAGAGUUAUCAUUCCCCUUGCCGGACACCCCUAAACAGAGCCCCCCAAGUCCAGAUGUAGCUGCAGCUGGGCGUUCGUCCAGUACUUCCAGCUCCGGCUCCUCCAGCAGCGACAGCCGCAGCAGCAGCCCGGAGCCGCAGAGGAGUGCCGAGCGCAAGCCCGGCCCGCUGACCCUUCUGGCCCGCAAAAUGGAGUCAGAAGGUGCUUUCUCUGGAGCGGGUUGGCACCGCGCCGCCGGUGUUGAAGGCGACGGCAGAGGGCCUUUAGAGGGUCUGGUUUCUGCCAUAACCCACACAGCCAAUGCGGCAGGGCACAUGUCCUUUUCCACGAUUCCAGGCAUCCCAGGAGCAUAUCCGGCCCAUAUUCAAGCACCCGUGAGUGUGCUCAAGGCCACCGCAACAGAAGAGAGGGACAGAGAGAGGGACUCUCAGUUGGAAAGAGAAAAGGCCCUUGAGCUGGAAAGGCAAGAGAAACAGAGAAAAGAGUGGGCCAUGGAGGAAGAGCGGGAAAGGGCCUUUGCACUGGCUUUAGAAAGAGAGGAACGAGAAAAGGCUUUGCAGCGCGAGAGAGAGCUUGCUCUAGAGCGAGAGAGACAGGUGAGGGAACUCGCUUUGGCUAAAGAGAGGGAAGAACGAGAGCGAGCCUUCGCACAAGAGCUGGAGAGACAGAGGUCCCUGGAGCAGGAGCGUCUGCAGAGAGAAAGGAAAGAGAGGGAGAAGCGAGAGAGGGAAGAAAUGGAGAGGGCCAUAGAGCAGGAAAGAGCCAGGGCUUUGGAGCAGGAAAGGAAAGAGAGAGAAAGGGCUCUGGAGCAAGAGAGGCUACAGAGGGAACGAGCUCUGGAGGCUGAGAGGAUCGAGAGAGAAAUGGCUUUGGAGCAGGAGAGGCUGGAAAGGGAAAGGUUUGAGAGGGAGAAAGCCAUCGAGCAAAAAAGACUAGAAAUGGAGAGAGCUCUGGAGCAGGAGAGACUCGAGAGGGAGAAAGCCAUAGAGAAGGAGAGAAGAGAAAGAGCUAUAGAGCAGGAAAGGUUGGAGCGGGAGAGAGCCCAAGAGCAACAGAGGUUAGCGCUCGAGAGAAAGGAAAAGGAGAGAAUCGAGAGAGAGAAAGUGUUGGAGCAAGAAAGGAAAGAGAGGGAAAGGGCAUUGGAACAGGAGGAGAAGGAGAGAUUUGAAGCUCUGGAACGGGAGAGGAAGGAGAAGGAGAGAUUUGAUGCUCUGGAACGGGAGAGGAAGGAGAGAUUUGAAGCUCUGGAACGGGAGAGGAAGGAGAAGGAGAGAUUUGAUGCUCUGGAACGGGAGAGAAAGGAGAAGGAGAGAUUUGAAGCUCUGGAACGGGAGAAGGAGAGAUUUGAAGCUCUGGAACGGGAGAGGAAGGAGAAGGAGAGAUUUGAAGCUCUGGAACGGGAGAGGAAGGAGAAGGAGAGAUUUGAAGCUCUGGAACGGGAGAAGAAGGAGAAGGAGAGAUUUGAAGCUCUGGAACGGGAGAGGAAGGAGAAGGAGAGAUUUGAAGCUCUGGAACGGGAGAGGAAGGAGAAGGAAAGAGCCGAAAAAGAAAGGCUGGACAGGGAGAAGGCUCUAGAGCAGGAGAGAUUCGAGAAGGAGAGGCUUGAGAGGGAGAAAGCUCUUGAGCAGGAGAAACUCGAGAGGAAGGAGAAGGAGAGGGCUCUGGAACACGAGAAGCUAGAAAAGGAGAAAUCCUUGCAGAAAGAAAAGGAGGCGCAGGAGACAGCCUUGGAACAGGAGAAAGAGAGGGCUAGAAUGGCCGAAAAGGAGAGGGAAAGUCACCUCCCUCCGUUCAAACGCGGCCGCGAGCUUGGUUUCACCCCCCUGCCCACUCCUACCCUCCUCUCCACAGGACCGGCCGCAAAGUCAUCGGCAGAGGAAGGCGAGAAGGUAGAUGCCCAUGCUAAAUCCAGCAUCUCACCAACACCUCUGUCGCCUCAGUCCACAUUCAAGAAGUUCCGCUUCCAACGGGAGCCCCCAAUUCAAUCGUCCUCGCCUUCCAUGGUCAUCAAGCGGCCCCGUAACUUCUCAGACACCCCCCAGCCCCGGGCCUUAACCGUCUCUGCGCUAACAGAAGUUACACAGCAGGAAGGACCCAAGUCCUCCACCGAACAGGAAGACCCACAGUCUUCCAAGGCGCCCGAGAAGGAGACCCCUAUUAGCACCACGAGUCCCAAAAAAGAAGAGGCAAAAAGUCUUGUAUUGGCGGACAAAGAAAAAGUGGAUUCAGCAAAGAUGGAGACAGAAUCUGCAGCUAAGGAAGUGGACAAAAGCAAGGGUCCAAGAGAGGAUACUGCACAGCGGAGGGGAAGAGAGACAAAGAAGGACGAGAAACAUGCAAGAAAACGAUCAUCGUCUAAUGACUCCUCCUCCUCAGAAUCCGACUCUGGGUCUUCAUCGUCCGGCUCCUCCAGCUCAUCAACAUCCUCUAGAGAGAAAACCCGUGACACUACAAGGGGUAAAAGGGAAGAGAAACCUAAAAAAGAUCUGGCUCAGGCUAAGGGCAUAAAGGAAAUGCCAAAAGUCUCCCCGAGCAAAGGAGGGUCGUCUGUAGAGAAGAGAAACGUAACUGCUGAUGAAGGCCACAACAAGAAACCUUUCAUUGAAGCACCGACCAGAGAGGAGCCCCAAAGUAAGAAAAAGGACAACGACGGAGAGAAGGAAACAGACAAACAAAGGCAGGUGAAGGAGACUGCCAUGGCAGAGCCAGAGAAGCUUCCAGAGACCAGCGAGGAGACACCAAAGGCCUUCUCAACUCGUAAGAUCUCUAUCAGCAGCAGUAAAUCGUCCCCGGGCACCGGCGGUGCAGAGGGCGAGCAGGACUCUGGGGCUGCAGCCGGGCGCAAGAGGAGGUGGGGAUCCAGCACAGCCGUCACCGCCAAGAAACCUUCCUUCAGCAUCACCACGGAGUCACUGAAGUCUCUGAUCCCAGACAUUCGUCCGUGCCUCGGUCAGGAGGCCAUAGUGGACCUGCACCCAGAGGAAGCCGCCCUCUCCGGUGCUGAGGAAGAAGAGAGGGAGCGCUCUGACCAGGACCUACAGAUCCGACGAACCGUCACACAGGUGGUGCACCCGGAGAGCCAGGAGAAUGGACAGAAGGAGGUGAAGAGGAGCAAACACGAGGACUCGGAGGAGGAGGAUGUGCAGGGAGACAAAGAGAGGACAAGAGCGCACGAGGAGAAGGACAGGAACGUGAUGGAAACCCAGUCUCCAUCACACACUAGCCGUGAUGUAGAAAUGAACACUGUGACCCCAGGCGACACCCUCAUCCGUCGCUCCAUCAGCCAGCAGAAAACGGGUGUUUCCAUCACAAUCGAUGACCCUGUUCGCACGGCCCGGCAGCCCUCUCCACCCCGCGGCAAAGUCUCCAGCAUCGUUCACAUCAGCAACCUGGUGAGGCCGUUCACUCUGGGGCAACUGAAGGAGCUGCUCAGCAGAACCGGCACCCUGGUGGAAGAGGGCUUCUGGAUCGACAAAAUCAAGUCUCACUGCUUCGUCACCUACUGCAGCUCAGAGGAGGCCGUCGCUACUCGUGCAGCUCUCCACGGAGUGAAAUGGCCUCAGAGCAACCCAAAAGUCCUUAGUGUAGACUUCUGCCAGCAGGAUGAGUUGGACUUCCAAAAAGGCUUGGCCGACCGACCCGGAGCAGAGGAGCCCGGCGCCGGCCGCGGCCGAGCGUCCGGCCUGCCCUCUCUCUUCCCCGAGCGAGAACAGUGGGCCGAGCGCGAGCGAGAGAUGGAGCGCCGAGAGAAGGCCAGGGCGGAGCGGGAGUGGGACCGCGACAAGGUCCGAGACUUCGGGAAACCCGGCGAGGAGAAGGAGGGAGACCCCCAGAGGUCACUCUCCAAAGAGAAACGCCGCAAAGAGAGGGCGGAGGGCAAGGAAAAGAAGAAAGAUAAAACAGCUGAGGAUCCUCCGGCAAAGCUGCUUGAUGAUCUUUUCCGCAAAACUAAAGCAGCUCCUUGCAUAUACUGGCUUCCACUUACAGACGACAAUAUCGCUCAACGGGAAGCGGCCAGAGCAGAACGGAUGAAGGUGCGCGAGAAACGGAGGAAGGAGCGAGAUGAGGAGGAGGAGUUGAAAAAAAGGGAAGAGGAGCGCAAGGAGAGGGUGAAACCUGCAGGCGGCCAAACUGCAGAGCGGAGCGAGGGUGAGAAGGAGAAGGAGAAAGAGAAGGAGAAGGAGAAGAGCAGGGACAGAGAGAGAGACAGAGGUAGGGAGAACGACAAACGGAGGGAUGGUUACCGUAGGCCAGAAGGCCGCGGGGCCGGCGGGGGCCGACGCUCCCGCAGCCGCAGCGACCCUCGAGACAGGCGGCGUUAACGGCCAAUCAACUGACGGGACUGAGACCACACCCUCUUCCAUUUGCCUUUCACUACAUGUACUUUGUUACAACUAAGAUCCAAUAGAGGACCAACUGAUGUCGCCACCAUCUCUCAAAUUGUCACCUUUUUUAAACAAGCACAUCCGCACCUACACGCAGUCGGGCUUAAAAGGGGACCAUGGUUUUGUUGCAGUGUUGUUUCCCAGAGUGCCGUGCGUGGCGCUUCUGUCAAGAUUCGAUAUAUUUUCUUUAUACGUUUGCCUCUCUUCUUCUUAAGUUUUUUGUCUUGACGGUUUCGCAGUAUGACACGCUGGGUUAUUUUAAUAAUUUCCCGCCAUAUGUUCCCCAUUCGCCCCCAAAGUGUAGAUGCCAAUUAUGAUUUGCAAUCACUUGUCGUUGCCUCUGUGUUUUGAACAGCUCUGAAAUCUGGAUGAGGAAUCCUUUUGUUGCUGCAUGUAGUCCAGGCUCUUCUUGCCAGCCCUGCCUAAAGAGAAAACUGUCCUCCGUGCAGAGGCUUGCAUAAAUCUGAAAAUAUUGGAAUAGGUGUGUUUGGCAUUUUGUACAGACAUAUAAGUUUAAUUCAAAAUCAAGUCUUUUAAAUGAGGCAGCUCUGGGGUAUUUUUGGACAGGUGUGGAAUGACUUCUAAGGCAAUGCAGGGUUCCUCUCUCCCUCUGUUUAGUUAAGAGAUGAGACGAUUCUCUGUCUGUCACGCCUGUCACAAGUUAUGAUUAUGUACGUAUCAUCGCUUCUCUUCUUCCUCCUCUUCCUCUUCCUCCUCCCUGUAGCGUCAAGGGGGGGAGGUUGCAUUAUGAGUUUUCUCAACAAUGGUUUUAAUAUUGUUUUUUUAAUCUUUAUUUUAUCAUGUUAGUAAAAAUGUUUUUGUUUUGUUUUUUAUUUCUUCUUUGAGUACGCCUAUCAGUGGUGAAUGUACAAAUAAUAAAAAUUGAAAUUUGAAA
Messenger RNA from Trematomus bernacchii (emerald rockcod), 6132 nucleotides. RefSeq names its product apoptotic chromatin condensation inducer 1a (gene acin1a). The record is from RefSeq and is a predicted model, not a curated record. The transcript has 18 exons. Bases 63 to 5174 code for a protein of 1703 amino acids. Gene Ontology annotation, molecular function: RNA binding. NCBI's taxonomy places the organism in Eukaryota, Metazoa, Chordata, Actinopteri, Perciformes, Nototheniidae.